CUCAAGAUUCCAAUUGGUGCACUUCUUAUCUGCCACGCGGCAUCCAAGGCUGGGACCCAAGUGCAACUGCUACUGCUCUUAUAAAAUUGCAUAUUCCUUUGGCCCCUGUUUUUCGUCAUCUCAAGGCAGAGUCCCACUCACUCUGCGACUCUGCCCAACUUUGGAGAGCUGCGCACAGUUUCCCCACCAGAACCGAAAGAUGGACUACAUGUAUGGACCUGGAAGGAACCAUCUCUUUGUUCCGGGGCCAGUCAAUAUCCCGGAGCAGGUCAUCCGUGCAAUGAACAGGAACAAUGAGGAUUAUCGCUCUCCUGCCAUCCCGGCAUUGACAAAAACCUUAAUUGAGGAUGUCAAGAAGAUUUUCAAGAGUACUUCUGGAACCCCAUUUAUAAUUCCAACCACAGGUACUGGUGCGUGGGAAAGUGCACUUACAAACACCUUGUCUCCUGGAGACCGGAUUGUGUCUUUCCUAAUUGGCCAAUUCAGUUUGUUGUGGAUCGAUCAACAGCAACGCCUCAACUUUAACGUUGAUGUGAUUGAAAGCGAUUGGGGUCAAGGUGCCAAUCUUGAUGUUUUGGCCUCAAAGCUGGCGGCAGAUACCGCACAUACUAUCAAGGCUGUUUGCAUUGUUCACAAUGAAACAGCUACUGGAGUUACCAACAACUUGGCUACUGUAAGAAAAAUACUUGAUCACUAUCAACAUCCGGCUCUCUUUCUCGUUGACGGAGUUUCCUCCAUUUGUGCGCUUGAUUUUCGGAUGGAUGAAUGGGGUAUAGAUGUGGCUUUGACUGGCUCUCAGAAAGCUCUUUCUAUGCCCACUGGAAUGGGGAUUGUGUGUGCGAGCCCCAAAGCUCUUGAGGCCUCCCAGACUGCUAAGUCAGUUAGGGUUUUCUUUGACUGGAAAGAUUACUUGAAGUUCUAUAAGAUGGGAACAUAUUGGCCAUACACUCCUUCAAUCCAAUUGUUGUAUGGACUUAGAGCAGCACUGGAUCUCCUCUUUGAGGAAGGGCUUGACAAUGUGAUUGCAAGGCACAGCCGCCUGGGUAAAGCAACAAGGCUUGCAGUGGAGGCAUGGGGAUUGAAGAAUUGCACUCAGAAGGAGGAAUGGUACAGUGACACGGUCACUGCAGUGCUUGUUCCUCCAUACAUUGAUAGUUCAGAAAUUGUUAGAAGGGGAUGGAAAAGGUACAAUUUGAGCUUAGGCCUUGGCCUAAAUAAAGUUGCUGGGAAGGUUUUCAGAAUAGGGCAUCUUGGCAAUGUAAAUGAGUUGCAAUUGCUGGGGUGCCUCGCUGGAGUGGAAAUGAUACUUAAGGAUGUCGGAUACCCAGUGAAGCUUGGCAGCGGAGUGGCAGCAGCUUGCGCUUUCCUACAAAACACCACCCCCCUGAUUGCUUCCAGGAUUUGAUCCCACCAUCUUCUGCAUAUUCAUGCAACUACUUUUCCUUCUUCUGGUCAUUUUGCUUCGAGCAAACUCUGUAAAAAUUACAUACUUUGCAUCUCCGUUGUUCCUCUGCUGGCACUCUUUUGAGGCUUUCUGGAUGCUACUUCAAUUUAUAUAUGUUGCUUCCUGCUA
This is a messenger RNA of Rhododendron vialii, 1573 nucleotides long. RefSeq names its product serine--glyoxylate aminotransferase. The record is from RefSeq and is a predicted model, not a curated record. NCBI's taxonomy places the organism in Eukaryota, Viridiplantae, Streptophyta, Magnoliopsida, Ericales, Ericaceae. Gene Ontology annotation, cellular component: peroxisome. Bases 200 to 1405 code for a protein of 401 amino acids. Gene Ontology annotation, molecular function: L-alanine:glyoxylate transaminase activity; L-serine:pyruvate transaminase activity. The transcript has 6 exons.